AUGCCCGAGGCGCAGGUCAGUUGCCGGCCCGGCUAUGUGGCGGGUGAUGCUAUAGCUGGGGAGCUGGUCAUCUCGGUGGUUCUGGAGGAGAUCUUCCUAGUGCACGACGUGAGCCUGGGAAAGCUGGAUGGAACGGUGCUGCGGAAGCGGGUGAAGGAGGGCCAUGGGGAAGAUAAGCUACACGACACCGGCCAGGUCAAGGUGAACGUGCGAUCCGUCACCUCCAACGGGGAGAAGCUUCCGCUGCCGCCCUGGGACCUCACCUUCCGCGCCGGAGACGGCGCGGUGUGCGACGCGCUGGAGGGCGCGGUGCUCACCAUGCGCAAGGGGGACGAGGCAAUGCUGCGUGUCUUGGACGCUGCGGCCUGCAGCGGUCUGGUGGCUUCGCAGUUGGAGACGCCCAUCGUGGUGCACCUCGCGGUGCUCAGCGUCGAAAAGGUCCCCGAGAAGUGGGACCUCUCCCACGCCGAGCGCCUGGACUUCGCCACCCGCCGCAAGGAGCUCAGCGCCGAGCUCUUCCGCCGCGGCAGGACCCGCCUGGCGGCCAGCCGCUACGAGGCGAUUGCUUCCUAUGUUGCUCGGCCGGAGGACUUCAAGGAGCUGCAGCCGCAAGCCGCGGAGCUCAGGCGUCAAGCCUGGCUGAACCAGGCUGCAUGCUUGCUGCUCCUCAGCGACCAUGGUAGGGUGAAAGAGCUCUGCGACAAGGUGCUGCAGGAGGAGCCUCAGCAGCCCAAGGCGCUCUUCCGGCGCGCCAAGGCCCAGCUGGGCCUCGCGCAGCACCAGGCGGCGGCCGGUGAUUUGCAGCGGCUUCUGGAGAUCGAGCCGCAGAAUUUGCCGGGGAGGCAGCUGCUGAAAGAGGCCAAGCAGGAGCUGAGGAGGCAAGACAGGCAAACCGCCGCCACCUUCGAGCGCAUGGUCAAGUCUCUGGGGUCGCUGCCGGAGCGCGAGCGCAAAGACGACGACUUGGUGGAGGCCCCGGACCUAGAUGCGGAGUACGAGAAGCUCGCGCAGCAGACGGGCGUGCCUCUAAACCGCCUGAAGCCAUAA
Molecule: messenger RNA, 1047 nt
Organism: Effrenium voratum
Lineage: Eukaryota; Dinophyceae; Suessiales; Symbiodiniaceae
Source: the annotation of a GenBank genome assembly